Molecule: messenger RNA, 714 nt
Organism: Suillus clintonianus
Lineage: Eukaryota; Fungi; Basidiomycota; Agaricomycetes; Boletales; Suillaceae
Exons: 6
Coding region: 1-714 (237 amino acids)
Source: RefSeq, a predicted model, not a curated record
AUGCCUGUCUAUGCCGAGAUUUUCGAGGUCUCCAUUGGACUUCAGUGUGCCAGCACAGAACUCUCAAUAUUCUCUCGCAAAGCUGGCAGUCCCGUCAAAAUUGCCUAUCCCAUCUGCAGGCAUAUAGCAGUACAUGUUGUCACUAGCGGACUUCAAGCAUGCAUGUUCCUGUUUGCUUCUCCACCAAUGAUAUGGGUCAUUCCACAACUGUUUGUCACCACAAUCCAAGCCAAUGUGGCCUUUCAUUCAACCUUAACGAAGCAUGACACACAGCAGAACUUGAAUCUGCAUAUCUUCACGUCUUUACUCAAGGUCAGAACGGGUCUAUCCAUCUUGCUAUGCCGAGGCUGGUACAGGCAUUUCAACAACGGCUUGCUGCCACACUACUUGGUCAUGUGCAGCUCAUGCCAUACUUUGAGGGCUACUGUGGCAGCCCUUGUUUAUGAGUUUUGUAUUGGCCACCAAGUGCCAUGUCAGCAACACAUCACCAACUACAUUCGAGUCCACCAUACAUCUUUGGACUUGGGAGAGUCUGCAGGCCAUGAAGGCAUGCAGAAUGGACACAGAGAAGUGUCUGCCACUGACACAGACAUACUGAACAAACUUGCAGCAGGACACGGGAUUUCACGAUAUGAAGAGAUUGGAUUGUUAGAAGAAUAUGUGUCCAGACUGCAAAGCCUGGAUCAAGACCACCCUUCCAACCUGGAUUCUUAG